AAGUCCAGCCUCAUGUUAGUUAGCUGUGUAGCACUGCCGAGUGAAACUGAGCUCCCGUCUCUCAGAUUCAACCUAGUUUAGUUUCCCUUCACGAUUAUAUUCGAGCAGAAGUGCUGAAAGUUGAAGCGUUGGUGUUGAGAAGUGUCUGAGUCAGCGUGCUAUGCUAUGCUAUGCUGGCUAGCUGUAAUGUUAUGGGACUGACGUGCUAGCUUAGCUUAGCCUAGCCGGGCGGUGGAACUGCAGGCUCUGGUUUUAUACCAGGCUGUACUUUCACAACUUACACCGCUUCGACGGGAUUUACUCUGAGCCCAGUUUGCCUGGGCAUUUCCUCAAGAUGUUCUGCGGGUACCAGGAGCGGGAGGAGUAUGAAGAUGAGCUGUACCGUAUGGAAGAUGAGGAGGGCACCAGCUUGUCCGAGGCUGACAGUGAGCUGGAGUUUCAGCUCUAUUCCCAGCUCCACUACGUUGCUGAGGACCAGGAGAAUCAGGAGAACCGUCAGGACCAUGCAGGCUCUGGCUCCGUACUGCAGACUGGACAGAUUGGGCGUCCUGCUCGCACAGAACCUUCCGAAGUCAUUGUGAUCGACUCCGGCCCGGAUAUCAUCUUGCUUUCAGACACCACAGAGACGGAGGACAGUGUAUGUAACACCAAAGGUCAGAAGUCACGGAGUUGCACCAAGGUGAACAGUAGAAAAGUGCUGCCCCACCCAUCUUCAUGUCCUUCUCAGAGGAAAGCAUUCAAGAACGUGGCCGAGGAAGUGGUGGUCGUGGAGUCGGGAUCAGACGACAGUUCAGAUUCAGACUCGGUUCCUCCUUUUGUGGCAGAUCUGGACUCGGAUUCAGAUUCUGAUUCGGAUGUGCUGGAAAACUGGAUGCUUCUUGGCAGAGGAAAGGAGGAAGGGGACCAGGACAUUCAGCUUAAUCUCUCGGUGGAGGCCAGCAGUGACCAGCUAGGUUGUGUUGAAGAUGGAGGAGACCCGCGGAACUGGGCCGUCUCAGAUAAAGACAGGGAGGCUCAGAUUUUUAAUAAAGGAGCCGGCCUGAGGCGAUUGUCUAACCGAUACUAUACGGAGAAGACGGUCACCUGCCACAACUGUAAAAAGACUGGCCAUCUCUCUAAAAACUGCCCUUCACCCAAGAAGCUGCUGUGUUGUUCGUUAUGUGGCGCUCUGGGUCACUUUGUGAAAGUCUGCCCCAACCGUCACUGCUCUAACUGCUCCCUGCCCGGCCAUACGUUCGACGACUGCUUGGAGAGAGCCUACUGGCACAAGUGCUGUCACCGCUGCGGCAUGAUCGGACACUUCUUUGACGCCUGUCCAGAUAUUUGGAGACAGUAUCACAUCACAACAGUGGCGGGUCUCCCAGUACAAGCUCCUUAUCCAAAAGCCAAGACCUCUGGAUUCUGCUACAACUGCUCUAAACAAGGACACUUCGGCCAUGAGUGCAUGGUGAAGAGGAUGUUUAUGGGGACGUAUCCCACGCUGCCUUUUGUCUCCUACUAUGACCAGCGUAAGGAUCUAAGACGCCAGGAGAGCAGAGUGCAGAAACAAGUACAAGCGUUGCAGAAUGCCGGUCUGUUAGAGCCGUCAGAGGAAGCUGUAUAUACUCCCCAGCCCCCCCAAAAGAAACGGAAACACAAUCUCAAAAACACACUUUUCUCAUUCACGCCCAGCGGACUCCCCCCGAAGAAACGCAUCGCACACACCCCUAAACAUCCCCCAGCAACACCCAAAGUCAGUGCACAGACCCCGGCGAAGAACACCACACCCAGUCACCAACUAGAGGGGAAGAAGAAGAAGAAGAAGAAGAAGAACAAGAAGAAUGACGUGAGUGUAAUCGACGGGGACCAGGAAUUUCCUCGAGGGUUCCAGAAAAGCCUCCACAGCAGAGCAGCCAAAGGCAGCCCUGCUAUGCUCUUCAGCUCAGGGAAAGGCUUGGAGAAAAGCAAUAAGAAGAAAAACAAAUUAAAGAAGUGGACGAGAAAAGCAGCUAAUGACAAGAACCACGAAGCCUCGGAUGAAAACCUCUUUCUGAUCAAACAAAGGAAGCACAGCAGAUAGCCGUGUGCGGGAAGGAAGGAGAGUGUGAGGGUGCGUGUGUGCAGACAUGGAUGUGUGUCAAUCUCUGAAUCCGUCUGAUGAGGACCGUUGUUAGAAUGAGCUCUAGAAUUUGGCUCCCUCUGCUGGCCAAAGCCGAAAGUGCAGGCACAUUUUGUACAGCUUAAAGAAAUACGUGCUAACAUUGGAUGGACACCAGUACUCAAUUAACUUGAUUUGCAUAACGGUAUAUAACGGUAAUUCAGUUUCAUUCCCUUUUAACAACAUUAGCCACUGUUUUUCUGGAAGAAACCGAGUCUAACAUUACUGACGUUGCGCUGGUGCUGGUGCUCAUCAAUUAGCAUGAUUUCCAUGACGUUUUUAAGAGCUUUGUGAUUGUUUGCCAGUAUUAAGAAAACCCUGACCGGAUAUAUUAAUAAGCCACCGAUGAAAAACUCGUUUGUCCUGGUAAAAUCAGAUGCACAGGAAAUAACAUCCGCCAAGCCUACUGUCCAAAACCACACACUACAGUAAACACACGGACACGACGUAUUCUUAAUAGCUUUUAAUUACUAAAUCUCCGCUACUUCAUAGCUUCCAGCGAAUGUGAAGCAGAUUUUAUGAGUUUGUUUUUGUCAUUAUUUCUCCACUUGCCAAACGAACCGUUGAAGAUCAGAUUUGAGCAGAGGAAUAUUUCAUUUUUAAUCUUAUGCCAUUUCAGUUUGGAAGGACUGUUGGAAAACUGCAUUGCGCUGCUGAAGAUGCUGCUUGUGCAAACAAUUAUAGAAUGUUUGUAUUUAUAUUGUGUACAUGUCUGUGGUUCGGCUGCAGAGGCAAAUAAAGGCCGGUUUUUUUUUUUUUCAUAUCCUGCUCAUCGCUGUUUGAGUAACAGCGCCACAUCUGUCCAUACGUUGUAUUAAAUGUUUGUUUGCUAAUGUGA
This is a messenger RNA of Pygocentrus nattereri (red-bellied piranha), 2975 nucleotides long. It is a transcript of the gene zcchc7, whose product is annotated as zinc finger, CCHC domain containing 7. Gene Ontology annotation, molecular function: nucleic acid binding; zinc ion binding. Bases 335 to 2059 code for a protein of 574 amino acids. The record is from RefSeq and is a predicted model, not a curated record. The transcript has 10 exons. NCBI's taxonomy places the organism in Eukaryota, Metazoa, Chordata, Actinopteri, Characiformes, Serrasalmidae.